AUGUUUGAAUCGAUUGCACACAUAUGUAUAUUUCUAUACGCAAACACACAUAUCUAUCUAUCUAUCUAUCUAUCUAUCUAUCUAUCUAUCUAUCUAUCUAUCUGGUUUGUAUCUCCUUUUGUUUCCUUGGGGAAAUUUUUUAUGCACUGUCGGCCUGCUAAGCCAGUCACAGCUUCACCAGUGUCCCGUUGGCCAGCAUUACCUUUUUCCACUUCCCACGACGAGGACGAGGGUCUCUCCCUAUCUACCUAUCUAUCUAUCUCAGUCUGUUCAUAUCUAUCUAUCUCAAUCUGUUUAUUUUCUAUCUUUCUUAAAUUGUUCAUUAUCUAUCUAUCUAUGCCUUUUCAUAUCUGUCUCUUUGCAUAUCUAUCUAUCUAUCUCAUUCCUUUCAUUAUCAUUCUAUAUCUAUCUAUCUAUCUAUCUAUCUAUCUAUCUAUCUAUCUCAUUCUUUUCAUUAUCAAUCUAUCUAUCUAUCUAUCUAUCUAUCUCAUUCUUUUCAUUAUCAAUCUAUCUAUCUAUCUCAUUACUUUCAUUAUCAUUCUAUAUCUAUCUAUCUAUCUAUCUAUCUAUCUCAUUCUUUUCAUUAUCAAUCUAUCUAUCUAUCUAUCUAUCUCAUUCCUUUCAUUAUCAUUCUAUAUCUAUCUAUCUAUCUAUCUAUCUAUCUCAUUCUUUUCAUUAUCAAUCUAUCUAUCUAUCUAUCUAUCUCAUUCUUUUCAUUAUCAAUCUAUCUAUCUAUCUCAUUACUUUCAUUAUCAUUCUAUAUCUAUCUAUCUAUCUAUCUAUCUCAUUCUUUUCAUUAUCAAUCUAUCUAUCUAUCUAUCUAUCUAUCUAUCUCAUUCUUUUCAUUAUCAAUCUAUCUAUCUAUCUAUCUCAUUCUUUUCAUUAUCAAUCUAUAUCUAUCUAUCUAUCUAUCUAUCUAAGUUUUUCAUUAUCUAUGAAUCUAUCUAUUAUAUUAUCUUUUUUCAUUAUCUAUCUAUCUAUCUACCUAUCUAUCGCGGUUUUUUCAUUAUCUAUCUAUCUAUCUAUCUAUCUAUCUAUCUCAGUUUUUUCAUUAUCUAUCUAUCUAUCUAUCUAUCUAUCUAUCUCAGUUUUUUCAUUAUCUAUCUAUCUAUCUAUCUCAGUUUUUUCAUUAUCUAUCUAUCUAUCUAUCUAUCUCAGUUUUUUCAUUAUCUAUCUAUCUAUCUAUCUAUCUAUCGAUCGAUCGAUUUGUUUUUUCAUUAUCUAUCUAUCUAUCUAUCUAUCUAUUAUAUUGUCGUAUUGGAAUGCAAAUCUAUUCUUAACUGCCUCGUAUGA
Molecule: messenger RNA, 1293 nt
Organism: Acanthosepion pharaonis
Lineage: Eukaryota; Metazoa; Mollusca; Cephalopoda; Sepiida; Sepiidae
Source: the annotation of a GenBank genome assembly